Molecule: messenger RNA, 2490 nt
Organism: Cyphellophora europaea CBS 101466
Lineage: Eukaryota; Fungi; Ascomycota; Eurotiomycetes; Chaetothyriales; Cyphellophoraceae
Product: DNA repair helicase rad15
Exons: 1
Coding region: 1-2490 (829 amino acids)
Biological process (GO): positive regulation of mitotic recombination; nucleotide-excision repair; transcription by RNA polymerase II
Cellular component (GO): nucleus
Molecular function (GO): ATP binding; DNA helicase activity; hydrolase activity, acting on acid anhydrides, in phosphorus-containing anhydrides
Source: RefSeq, a predicted model, not a curated record
AUGAAGUUCUUCAUUGACGAUCUGCCAGUGCUGUUUCCGUACGGGCGAAUCUAUCCUGAGCAAUAUGCAUACAUGUGCGAUCUCAAGAGGACGCUGGACGCCGGCGGCCACUGCGUCUUAGAAAUGCCCUCGGGAACUGGCAAGACCAUAUCCUUGCUCUCACUAAUUGUAGCCUAUCAGCAAUUCUACCCGGAGCACAGGAAGCUCAUCUAUUGCUCCCGUACCAUGUCCGAGAUUGAAAAGGCAUUGGCUGAGCUGAAGCGUCUGAUGAAAUACCGAACCGAGCAGCUGGGUCACGAGGAAGAGUUCCGCGGUCUCGGUCUGACAAGUCGAAAGAACCUCUGUCUACAUCCCUCGGUCAAACGAGAAAAAAGUGGCGCUGUCGUCGAUGCGCGGUGUCGAAGUCUGACAGCAGGCUUCGUGAGGGAGAAGAAAGAGAGGGGUGACGAUGUUGAAGUCUGCGUCUAUCAUGAUAACCUCGAUCUACUCGAGCCUCAUAAUCUGCUCCCACCAGGCGUCUUCACUCUAGAUGGACUAAUUCAAUACGGAGAACAGCACAAGCAGUGUCCCUACUUCUCAGCUCGACGCAUGAUGUCCUUUUGCAACGUCAUCAUUUAUUCUUAUCAUUAUCUCCUCGACCCCAAGAUCGCCGAGCGAGUAUCCAAAGAAUUGUCCAAGGAUUGUAUCGUGGUUUUCGACGAAGCUCACAAUAUUGACAAUGUCUGCAUCGAAUCACUGUCUAUAGACCUGACCGAAGACUCGUUGCGGAAAGCCACGAGAGGAGCCAACAACCUCGAGCGAAAGAUUGAGGAAAUGAAGGAUUCGGACGAGCAGAAGCUCCAGGACGAGUACUCGAAGCUGGUUGAGGGUCUACGCGAGGCGGAUGAAGCACGAGCUGAAGAUGCAUUUAUGGCAAACCCCACCUUACCGGACGAUCUGCUCAAAGAAGCAGUACCGGGCAACAUUCGUCGAGCAGAGCAUUUUGUGGCUUUCCUCAAGCGGUUCAUCGAAUACCUGAAGACGCGAAUGAAGGUGCUCUAUGUUAUCCAAGAAACCCCGCCCUCCUUCCUCGCUCAUCUCAAGGAGCUGACAUUCAUCGAGCGAAAGCCCCUUCGCUUCUGCGCCGAGCGUCUGACAUCGCUCGUACGCACUCUCGAGCUCACCAACAUCGAAGACUACCAGCCUCUUCAAGAAGUAGCGACCUUUGCCACCCUCGCUGCCACCUAUGAGACCGGCUUUCUUCUGAUCCUCGAGCCAUUUGAGACCGAGCAAGCCCAGGUCCCCAAUCCUAUUCUCCACUUUACUUGUCUCGAUGCCUCCAUUGCCAUUAAACCUGUGCUGGAGCGCUUCUCGUCCGUCAUCAUUACCUCUGGUACCAUCUCUCCCCUCGAAAUGUACCCCAAGAUGCUCAAUUUCAGCACCGUCCUCCAAGAAUCAUACCCCAUGUCACUGGCUCGCCGCUCGUUCCUCCCGUUAAUCAUUAGCAAAGGUUCCGACCAGCAAAAGAUAACAUCAUCCUUCGGACACCGAUCCGAUCCUGGCGUGGUCCGGAAUUAUGGCGCACUACUAUAUGAAUUCGCCAAGAUCACACCCGACGGCCUCGUGGUCUUCUUCCCCUCCUACCUUUACAUGGAAAUGAUCAUCUCCAUGUGGCAGGGAAUGGGCGUUCUCGACCAGAUCUGGCAGUACAAGCUUAUCCUCGUAGAGACGCCGGACGCACAAGAGACCUCCCUCGCGCUGGAAACCUACCGCACCGCUUGCGAGAAUGGUAAGGGCGCAAUCCUGCUUUGUGUCGCUCGUGGCAAAGUCUCGGAGGGUAUAGAUUUCGAUCACCACUAUGGGCGCUCGGUGCUGUGCUUGGGCGCGCCAUACCAGUAUACUGAGAGUCGUAUCCUGAAAGCGCGCUUAGAGUUUCUGAACGACGCCUACCGCAUCCCACCAAACGACUUUCUAUCUUUCGAUGCUAUGCGACACGCUGCACAAUGCCUAGGCCGAGUUCUUCGUGGCAAAGACGAUUACGGAGUGAUGGUUCUUGCCGAUAAUCGCUUCAUCAAACGACGCAAUCAAUUGCCAAGGUGGAUCUCUGAUGAGAUCCUCGACAACCACACGAACUUGAGCACAGAUGCAGCGGUGGGAAUGGCGCGCAAAUUUUUGCGAGGUAUCGCACAGCCACUCGAAAGUGUGAAGAAACCGACUGGAACUGGGGUGGAGGGCCUAAAGGGUAAAGAUAGCUGGAGCCUCGAAGAGCUGGAGAUUUGGCAGCGCGAGCAGGAUCGUAACAGAGGCCAGGGCGAUGUGGGUAGGGAGGGUGUUGGGGAGUGGGACUACAUGGCUGUGGACCAUAAGGAUAGCGAGUUAAAUGGUAAUGGCGUCCACACGAAUGGUCAUGACGCUGGCCGCGGCAGGAACUACGAGACUGGAGCAGGGACAGAUGAAUUUGGUGAAGAGGUGGCCGACGAAGACUUGAUGAUUGCAGAAGCAGCGAUCUAA